GGUGGGACGUCCAAGCUGCUACCUUGAGAGCAAGGAGCCCUCAGAGGACAGGGCUACAGGUGAUCAGAAAAGGGAUGUGAGCUGGUGGGCCGGAAAUGCCUCCCGUAGAGGAAGGGGGUCUCAGGCCGCGAAGCAGGGCUGGCCAGGCAGACAGGGACGAAAGGCAGGACAGAUGUAGGGCCAUAUGGCAGGGGAGUUGGAGGACUGAAAGACUGCCGAGCUGAGGACCUGGGCUUGCACCAAGGUCAGGUCUGGAAGCCUGACUUCGGCCCACCGCCCGCGUGGGUAAUGGAAGUCGCAGUGGCGCGGGAAGACCACACACGCCCGCCCGCUGCUGAGCGAAACAUGAAGCCGGGACCAAUGGGAGCGCCGCCGUAGCAGCGAGGGGGCGGAGCAGAGCGGCCGCCAAUGAGUGUGCCUGUUUCAGGCAGCCAAUGGGAGGCGGUGUCCCAGCGGCGAUCAAGCGGCGGCUGCCCCUGGCGGCUGGGCUGGGCGGGGUCCCAGAUUGGAGCCGGAGUUCCCCGGAAAGGAUGGGGAAACUGAGGCCCUGCAUGGCUAAGUGACUCAUCUGAGUCAACACAGGAUUCACCCCCAGGUCUGUCUGGCCACCCCUGUCUGCCUGGUUAUUUUGGAAAGGCAAGCCAGCUGUCAAGAGCAUGCCUCUGUGCCAAUGGAGGGCCACCACCAGGGGCAGAAAGCCCGAUGGGGAUGGAGCUCAGCCCGUGGCCACCAGAGGAGGCCUGAAGGUGCUUCUGCACUGGGCCGGCCCCGGUGGCGGGGAGCCCUGGGUCACCUUCAGCGAGGCCACACUGACUGCGGAGGAGGUCUGCAUCCACAUUGCACACAAAGUCGGCAUCACUCCACCCUGCUUCAAUCUUUUUGCCCUCUUCGAUGUCCAGGCCCAGGUCUGGCUGCCUCCAAACCACGUCCUGGAUAUGUCCAGAGACUCGAGCCUGAUGCUGCACUUCCGCAUGAGGUUUUAUUUCCGGAACUGGCAUGGCAUGCAUCCCCAGGAGCCGGCUGUGUACCGCUGCGGUCCCCCAGGGUCCGAGCCUUCCUCAGAACAGGCAGAGCAGGGGGUGCAACUCCUGGACCCUGCCUCCUUUGAGUACCUCUUUGAGCAGGGCAAGCAUGAGUUUGUAAAUGACGUGGCAUCGCUGUGGGAGCUGUCAAGCCAGGAGGAGAUCCACCACUUUCAGAACGAGAGCCUGGGCAUGGCCUUUUUGCAUCUCUGCCACCUCGCUCUCUGCCAUGGUGUCCCCCUUGAGAAGGUGGCCAAGAAGAUCAGCUUCAAGGACUGCAUCCCACGCUCCUUCCGGCAGCAGAUCCGGCAGCACAAUGCUCUGACGCGGCUGCGCCUGCGGAGCAUCUUCCGCAAGUUCCUGCGGGCCUUCCAGCCGGGCUGCCUCUCGCAGCAGGUUGUCAUGGUGAAGUACCUGGCCACACUCGAGCGGCUGGCGCCCCGCUUCGGCACAGAGCGUGUGCCUGUGUGCCGCCUAGAGCUACUGGCCCAGGCCGAGGGGGAGCCCUGCUACAUCCGGGUUGGCGGACAGGCCCCUCCCGACCCGGGGCCCGAGUCUGCCGCCGGACCCCCCACCCACGAGGUGCUGGUGUCGGGCACUGACGGCAUCCGGUGGCGGCUGGUACAGGCAGAGUUCCCCGACCAGGGAUCGAACCCGUGCCCCUUGCAUUGGAAGAAUGGAGUCUUAACCACUGGACCACCAGAGAAGUCCCUGGGGGGUCCCAGUGAUGGUGGUGGUGGUGGCAGCAGAAGGAUGCCCCAUGCUGGCCCAUCUGGGAAGAAAGCCAAGGCCCAGGAGGUGGGCAACCAGCCAGUGGACAGACCUCAGGAGGCCCCAUGGGCCUACUUCUGCGACUUCCAGGACAUCACCCACGUGGUGCUGAAAGAACGCCGCGUCAGCAUUCAUUGUCAGGACAACAAGUGCCUGGAUUUGACCCUGCCUUCCCGGGCUGCGGCCCUGUCCUUGGUGUCACUGGUGGAUGGCUACUUCCGCCUGACGGCCGACUCGAGCCACUACCUAUGCCAUGAGGUGGCUCCUCCACGGCUGGUGAUGAGUAUCCAGGACGGUAUCCACGGACCCCUGCUGGAGCCAUUUGUGCUGGCCAAGCUGCAGCCCGGGGAUGGUCUCUACCUCAUCCACUGGAGCACCAGCCACCUCAACCGCCUCAUCCUCACGGUGGCCCAGCGUGACCAGGCACCCGGCGUGAAGGGCUUGCACCUACGGAAGUUCCCCAUCGAGCUGCAGGCUGGGACUGUCGCGCUGGAGGGCUGGGACCGGUCCUUCCCCAGCGUGCGCGAGCUGCGGGUUGCCCUGCAGGGCUGCUCCCUGCGGGCCGGCGACGACUGCUUUUCCCUGCGCCACUGCUGCCUGCCACGGCCGGGAGAGAUCUCCAACCUCAUCGUCACGCGGGGACCUCGGGCCAGCAGCAGGCCGCUCAACCUCAGCCAUCUCAGCUUCCACCGGGUCCGCCAGGAAGACAUCACCCAGCUGUCCCACUUGGGCCAGGGCACGAGGACCAACGUGUAUGAGGGCCUCCUGCGAGUGGGAGGCGGAGGCCCCGAGGAGGACAAGGUGGAUGGCGGGGACCCCCCCAUGCCCGGGGCGGGCUGUGAACAGGAGCUGCGAGUGGUGCUCAAGGUGCUAGAUCCCAGUCACCAUGACAUCGCCCUGGCCUUCUACGAGACAGCCAGCCUCAUGAGCCAGGUCUCCCACGUGCACCUGGUCUUCGUGCAUGGCAUCUACGUGCACGGCUCCGAGAACAUCAUGGUGACGGAGUACGUGGAGCACGGGCCCCUGGACGUGUGGCUGCGGCGGGAGCGGGGCCACGUGCCCCUGGCCUGGAAGCUGGCAGUGGCCCAGCAGCUGGCCAGCGCCCUCAGCUACCUGGAAGACAAGAGCCUGGUUCACAGCAACGUGUGUGGCCGGAACAUCCUGCUGGCACGGCUGGGGCUGGCGGAGGGCACCAGCCCCUUCAUCAAGCUGAGUGACCCCGGCGUGGGCCUGAGCGCCCUCUCCAGGGAGGAACGGGUGGAGCGGAUCCCCUGGACAGCCCCUGAGUGCCUGUCCGGUGGAGCCAACAGCCUAAGCACUGCAGCCGACAAGUGGGGCUUUGGUGCCACCCUCCUGGAGAUCUGCUUCGAUGGGGAGGCCCCCCUGCAGGGCCGCAGCCCCUCUGAGAAAGAGCGCUUCUACCAGAAGCAGCACAAGCUGCCUGAACCCUCGUGCCCAGAGCUGGCCACACUCACCAGCCAGUGCCUGACCUAUGAGCCAGCCCAGCGGCCGUCCUUCCGCACCAUCCUGCGUGACCUCACUCAGCUGCAGCCCCAAAAUCUCGUUGAUGUCUUGUCUGUGAACCCGGACUCACCGGCGUCAGAUCCUACGGUUUUCCACAAGCGCUAUUUGAAAAAGAUCCGGGAUCUGGGUGAGGGUCACUUCGGAAAGGUCAGCCUGUACUGCUACGAUCCAACCAAUGACGGCACUGGUGAGAUGGUGGCCGUGAAGGCCCUCAAGGCAGGCUGCGGUCCCCAGCUCCGUACAGGCUGGAGGCGAGAGAUCGAAAUCUUGCGCACACUCUACCACGAGCACAUUGUCAAGUACAAAGGCUGCUGCGAGGACCAAGGCGAGAAGUCGGUACAGCUGGUCAUGGAGUACGUGCCCCUGGGCAGCCUCCGAGACUACUUGCCCCGGCACAAUGUCGGGCUGGCCCAGCUGCUGCUCUUCUCCCAGCAGAUCUGCGAGGGUAUGGCCUACCUGCACGCGCAGCACUACGUGCACCGAGACCUGGCCGCACGCAACGUGCUGCUGGACAACAACAGGCUGGUCAAGAUUGGGGACUUCGGCCUCGCCAAGGCCGUGCCCGAAGGCCACGAGUACUACUGUGUGCGCGAGGAUGGGGACAGUCCCGUGUUCUGGUAUGCCCCGGAGUGCCUGAAGGAGUGUAAGUUCUACUAUGCAUCCGACGUCUGGUCCUUUGGGGUCACCAUGUAUGAGCUGCUGACCUACUGUGACUCCACCCAGAGCCCCCCCUCGAAAUUCAUCGAGCUCAUAGGCCUCACCCAGGGGCAGAUGACAGUGCUGAGGCUCACUGAGCUGCUGGAACGAGGGGAGAGGCUGCCACAGCCAGAGAAAUGUCCCUGUGAGAUCUAUUGCCUCAUGAAGAACUGCUGGAAAGCAGAGGCCUCAUUCCGCCCGACCUUCCAGAACCUCAUACCCAUCCUCAAAACGGUCCACGAGAAAUACCAAGGCCAGGCACCCUCAGUGUUCAGUGUCUGCUGAAGCCCGCCAGCAGCUCUGCUUGAGGGGAUUGGAGCAGGCGGUACGCAAAGAGAGGGCCUCCUGCUCCCCACCCUAAGAGGAGCCCAAGAGGGGGUGGUCAGCCUCACUGACUCCCUGUGCCUUACCCCUGUCUGGAGGCCCCACCCCUCUGAACUGACUUUCCUUGUCUUAGUCCGUUUGGGCUGCUAUAACAAAACGCCACAGACUGGUGGCUUAUAAACAACAGAAAUUUAUUUGUCACAGUUCUGGAGGCUGGGAAGUCAAGAUCAAGGCACCAGCAUGGUUGAAUUUUGGCAAAAGUCCUCUUACUGGUUCAUAGCCUAUGCCUUCUCACUAUGUCCCCACAAGGUCCAAGGGGGCAAGGCAUCUUUCUGGAGCCUCUUUUACAAGGGCACUAAUCACAUUCAUGAGGGCUCCACCCUCAUGACCUAUGCACCUCCUAAUACCAUCACUUUGGGUGUUAGGAUUUCAACAUAGUGAUUUUGAAGGGACAGAAACAUUCAAACCAUUGAACCUUCCAAGAUCAUGAGCCUGACACAGGCUCCUGAGGGACCCAGGACAAGCAAGGAGCUAACCAGGCCCUUGAAUCCGAUCUUUUUAUCUUCCCCCAGCUCCUGCCCUUGGAGCUCACUAUCUCCCCUAACUGGUUAAAAACUCAUAUUUCCUCUGCUAGAGGCAUGGUCCUUGGGCCCUUCUUCAGCGAGUGUCCACUCCCCGGGGGACUGCAGCUAGAGCAACUCAUUGCAGAAGAAGUCAGAUUCAACUAUUGAACCUUUGCUCACCUCUAAAUCACCAGCCAGCAAUUAGACCAAUGCCUGGAACACAGAAGGCCCUCAAGAUAUAUGUUAAAUAUAUCAACAAAGGACCUGGGGGACCACAUGCCAUGUAAAUAAGAUUGCCGGUUUCACCUUUUGCUCGCUGUGUGACCUCAGGCAAGUGGCUUCCCCUCUCUGGGCCUUAGCUCUCAACUAUGAACUUGGGAUGGUCAUGCUUGCUGCCUUGUAGGACUAAUGUCAAGAGCUAAUGAGGGCUUCCCUGGUGGCGCAAUGGUUAAGAAUCUGCAUGCCAAUGCAGGGGACACGGGUUUGAUCCCUGGCCUGGGAAGAUCACACAUACUGCAGAGCAACUAAGCCCAUGCACCACAACUACUGAGCCUUCACUCUAGAGCCUGUGUGCCACAACUACUGAAGCCCGCGCACCUAGAGCCCGUGCUCUGCAACAAGAGAAGCCACGACAAUGAGAAGGCCAUGCGCUGCAACAAAGAGUAGCCCCUGCUCGCUGCAACUAGAGAAAGCCCGCGCACAGCAACGAAGACCAACACAGCCAAAAAUAAAAACAAAUAAAUAAAUUAAUUAAAAAAAAAAAGAGCUAAUGAGGUCGUAUCUGUCAAAUGCUUAGCAGAGAGAUAUGCAAACAACUGCUCAAUAAACAUUUGAUAUUAUUGUUAAUCUGGUGUUUGCCAACGUGUUUCUGCUUAACAGGUAUACUUGAGAUGGGUCUGCCACAUUGUGAAAGGCAGUUAGAUUUCUUUCCCAUGGGAUUUUCUAAGACCCUGUGCAUUGCAGCUCUCCUGA
Molecule: messenger RNA, 5872 nt
Organism: Eubalaena glacialis (North Atlantic right whale)
Lineage: Eukaryota; Metazoa; Chordata; Mammalia; Artiodactyla; Balaenidae
Gene: TYK2
Product: tyrosine kinase 2
Exons: 26
Coding region: 657-4298 (1213 amino acids)
Biological process (GO): intracellular signal transduction; peptidyl-tyrosine phosphorylation; cytokine-mediated signaling pathway
Cellular component (GO): cytoskeleton; membrane; cytosol
Molecular function (GO): cytokine receptor binding; non-membrane spanning protein tyrosine kinase activity; ATP binding
Source: RefSeq, a predicted model, not a curated record